GGACCUUGACGCAAUAUAAAAGAAGACUAUCAGCAAUAUUGAUGGUUCGUUUGCAGUUCAAUUCUUGCUCACCGCAAGUCAAUAGGACCAGACUUCCAUUGCUCUCUCGAUCAUCAUCAUCAUCAUGCUCCCUUCCUCAGAUGCAACGUUUGAUGCAUCACAAUAUGCGUUUUUUGGGAAGGAUGUUUCGGAGGAAGUUGAGUUAGGAGGUAUAGAAAAUGAUGAAACUUAUGACAUACAAUUUGCUGGGAAUGUUGGUGAUGAAUAUCAUCUCUUUGAAAGUCAAGAGCAGGGUUCUGGCUCUGGUUUUGGAUCUCUGUCUGAUGUAGAUGAUCUCACUACUACAUUUUCAAAGUUGAACAGAGUGGUUACAGGUCCAAAGCAUCCUGGAAUAAUUGGAGAGCGGAGUUCUGGGUCAUUUUCAAGAGAAAGUUCAUCAGCGGCUGAAUGGACACAGGAGCCAAACUCCUCCUUUGAGUGGUUAGAUAAAUCUUUAUCCGACACAGAAAUUUUCCAACAAGGAAAGAGGUGGUCUUCACAGCCUUACAAUUCACCAGAUUAUCUUUCCGAAACAAGGACUUUGUACAGAACAUCCUCGUCUCCUCUCCAACAACAACAGCAGCAGCAGCAACAACCUUAUUAUUCAAGCGAAACAACAUCAGCUUCUCUCGAAGAUUCAAAACCCUUAUACAGAACAUCAUCAUACCCUCAUAAGCUACAACAGCCGCCACAAUUUUCCAGUGAGCCUAUAUUAGUACCCAAAUCAUCUUUCACUUCUUUCCCUCCACCCGGCUCAAAAUCUCAACAACCUUCGCCUCGUAAUAGUUCAUCUUAUAGCGGAGGCCACCAUCAACCCUUUUCUGGCAUCAAUCUUUCACCUUUGUCCAGCCCAAAUUUACAUUCCGGUUUGACCCACAGAGUUUAUGGUUCAAGUUUACCUCAGUUAAACCCUUUUAGUAACCGGACACAAAGCAACUGGACGAACCAGAGUCUCUUAAACAAUGUCUUGCAACAACAACAGCAGAGAAUGCAUCUUCCAGUUCAACCGUCUUUAUCUCAUAUAUCCGCCAUGCAAUCGCAUUUUUUCAAUUCGUUUGCACCUUCCCCACAUUUCAACAAGUAUGGGUUAACUGACGGGAGAGAUCAUAAUCGGCAUCAUAAGACGUCGCAGAAAGGCAAGUCAAGUCUCAGAUCACAAGGCUCAGAUUCCAGUAGUAGCCAAAAGAACGAGAAAAUCACCCUACAGUUCAGAUCCAAGCAUAUGACAUCCGAAGAAAUUGAGAGCAUUCUCAAAAUGCAGCAUGUCAUAACCCACGGAAACGACCCGUAUACUGAUGAUUAUUACCACCAAGCCCGAAUCGCUAAAACAUCAUCCGAAUCGGGUUUGAAACAUCGGUUCUGCCCAUCGGGUUUGAAGGAUUCGUCUAAUCGAACUCGUAACAACUCCGAAUCGCAUUCAUAUAUCAAUGUUGAUGCGCACGGGCGAAUUUCUUUCUCUCCUGUUCGUAAACUACAGCAGCCAUUACUCGAAUUCGAUUCACCAUCUUCUGAUCAGAAGUUGUCUGAGAAGCCUUUGGAGCAGGAACCCAUGUUCUCGGCUAGAAUCGCAAUUGAAGAUGGCCUUUACAUCCUACUUGAUGUAGACGAUAUCGACAGGCUACUACAGUUCAGCCUACCGCAAGACGGUGGGGUUCAGCUAAGACGUAGGCGUCAGGUUCUGUUGGAAGGACUAGCAACCGCUCUCCUCCAGCUCGUCGAUCCCCUCGGAAAAAGUUCAAACUCACUUCCGAAGGACGAUAUCGUAUUCAUGCGGUUGGUCUCAAUUCCGAAAGGAAGGAAGCUUAUUUCCAAAUACCUAAAACUCUUACACCCGGCUGGCGAUCUUUCAAGGAUCGUCUGCAUGACUGUUUUCCGGCAUUUAAGGUUCUUGUUCGGAGCCGAGACGAACGACGAACUGGCUAAGGCGGUUAGUGGCUGUGUUAUCGGGAUGGAUCUGAAUUCACUUAGCGCUUGUCUAGCGGCUGUAGUGUGUUCAUCGGAGCAGCCGCCGUUACGACCAAUAGGAAGCCCGUAUGGAGAUGGGGCUUCAGUUAUUCUGAAAUGCGUUCUGGAGAGAGCUACCCGACUCCUGAAAGAACAUUUCCAUGGGAGUAGCAGUAGUAGUAGUAUGCCGAAUCCUGCACUUUGGCAGGCUUCAUUCGACGCCUUUUUCGGUCUUCUGACAAAGUAUUGCAUAAGUAAAUACGAUAGUAUAGUGCAAUCGAUAGAUCCACAGGGACAGCAGCCGAGCAUGGAGAUGACUGGAUCGGAAGUGGCUAGAGCGAUAAAUAAGGAGAUGCCAGUUGAGCUUUUAAGAGCUAGUUUACAGCAUACAGAUGAUAAACAGAGGAAAGUGUUGAUCGAUUUUGCUCAGAAAUCGACGCCGGUGACUGGAUUGAAUACUCGGGGUGGAGGAGGCAGUCGUGAUGGUCAAGUAAGUGCAGAGUCUGUGAAGGGUUAGUUGGACUAGCGACGGAAAAGGUCUUGUGGUUUUUAUGAUGAAAGGACCUUCGUCGAUGUGUCGGUUUGUUCGGUUAUUAUUAAGGUUAUUAUUAAGAUGUAAUAAUAUUGGAAUAUAUAUAUUAUAUAUAGGAAUAAUAUAGUAGAUGUUAUAUGUAUUUGUUUGAUUUAAUCUUGGUACUUGCUACAUUUUUACUACUGGUACCAUUGUUGUCGGUUAUGGUUGUUA
This is a messenger RNA of Impatiens glandulifera, 2728 nucleotides long. Its product is annotated as protein PAT1 homolog 2-like. The record is from RefSeq and is a predicted model, not a curated record. Gene Ontology annotation, cellular component: P-body. The coding region runs from base 125 to 2500 and encodes 791 amino acids. Lineage: Eukaryota; Viridiplantae; Streptophyta; Magnoliopsida; Ericales; Balsaminaceae. Gene Ontology annotation, molecular function: RNA binding. Gene Ontology annotation, biological process: deadenylation-dependent decapping of nuclear-transcribed mRNA; P-body assembly. The transcript has 5 exons.